UUCCACCAGACGGACAUUUCUCACUCGUUAGUACGCGACUAACAAAUAGAAACAAUGGAAAAUUCCGUGAUCCUCGGGGCAUUUGAUAAGCUUGUUCAAGAUAGUAUCGUGUUCUAUGAUGAAGACCAGAAAAUCGUUCAACACAACGAAGGCAAGCUUACGUUUUCCUUCGUAUUGACCAGGGCGCUUCUGAAGAAGCCUACUUUUGAAAACAAGACGGAGCAGAGCGACCAGUCAAAAAAUGAAAUGCAGUUACGACCUGGCAGCGACAUAAACACCAAUGGCUUUGAGAUUGGCAAUGUUGGCGAGAGUCACGUCAUAGUUGUCAACAAGUUCGCCUUUGCGCGACCUCAUCUCAUGCUGGUUUCGUCAGAUGGAUAUCGCCGGCAGUUUGAGCCUCUCGAUUUGAUCGAUCUUGAAGCAGUUUGGAGCAGUGUCAUGUCCAUGAGCAACGACUACAUUGCCUUCUAUAACUGCGGUCGAGAUAGCGGUUGCAGCCGCUUGCAUAAGCACAUACAACUUAUGCCUAUGCCGACCAUGAGCUUUGCUUCGUUCCUCGAUAUCGAAGGCGGCAAAGAAACGGAAGUGCCAUAUAUAUGGGCCUAUAAACGUUUUGCGUCCGGAGCAAUCACAGCUACCAACUUGGUUGAAAUCUACAACCUCUUAUUAAAGGAAGCAACACAUGUCUAUACUAAAGCCACAGGAAAAGAAAGCAGUAUCCAAGCUGGUGUAGCAAUUCCCCACAACAUGAUUCUCUCCAAGCGGUGGAUGGUGGUGCUGCCGCGAAGACAGGCUGCUAUCAACAAAGAAGCCGGCGCGAACGCGUUGGGGAUGCUGGGUGUGAUUGCUGUUGCGACGCAGAACGAAAUAGACAACUGGGUACAAUCUGGACUUAUUGAAUCUCUAAAGGCGCUAGGCGUUCCUCGCUUUUGAGGUAUGCAAUACUACAUUUGUUCCCUGCAGUUCGCUUGACAGGCAAAAUAUUGCGACUAGAUGGAGUUCUCUAGUUUUUUCUUGUUAAUUAGAUUGUAUGUUGUAGAGUAAAUGUCAUGUUAUUCCGACCUGUAUAGGAUCUAGGUGAUAAAAAACAUAUAAGGUAGUAUAUUACAGCUACAGUAGUCACAAUCCAUCUACGGAGCCAUCCUUCGCAGGCACCACUUCGCACUAAGUUGGUACAUCUCGUACCUUGACUUGCUAAGCUACUCGCUGUUAAAGCGCUGUCUUUUGACCCUUAAACCCUGUAUUCAGAAAUUCAGUGCUAUUGGUUGACUUCGGACUAGAAAUCUAGUUCGACAACAUCGUACAGGCAGCAAUUUUUCCGUGCCACAGGGGACCGUUGACGCCACUGGGUGCCAAAGUCCCAGCCAAGGCACUCGUCCAAUUCACCGCCUCGAUCCAUGGUCCACUGAUAUUGUUGAAGCGGUCGCUCCGUGUCCCGCUUGCGUGUGUUGCUAGCCUCC
[Torrubiella] hemipterigena is the source of this 1460-nucleotide messenger RNA. The record is from the annotation of a GenBank genome assembly. Lineage: Eukaryota; Fungi; Ascomycota; Sordariomycetes; Hypocreales; Clavicipitaceae.